Tyto alba (common barn owl) is the source of this 3818-nucleotide messenger RNA. RefSeq names its product immunoglobulin superfamily member 11 (gene IGSF11). The record is from RefSeq and is a predicted model, not a curated record. The coding region runs from base 217 to 1542 and encodes 441 amino acids. The transcript is spliced from 7 exons. Gene Ontology annotation, molecular function: ionotropic glutamate receptor binding. Gene Ontology annotation, biological process: homophilic cell-cell adhesion. Lineage: Eukaryota; Metazoa; Chordata; Aves; Strigiformes; Tytonidae. Gene Ontology annotation, cellular component: cell-cell junction.
GGUUGCGGGGGAGGUUGGGGGCCGCCAGGCUGCGCUCUCGGGCCGGCCGCCGCGCCUCGCCGCCCUCCCCGGGCGACCGGGGCUUGGGGCAACGGCGGAGCCUCGGCGGGAGCGGGCGGUCCCGGGACCGGCGGCGGCACCGGCGGCUGCGGGCGGGGCGGGGGGGAAGGCGAAGGGCUCGGCGGCCCCAGCUCUGAGCCCCUCGCCCGGCCCGGCAUGACGCGGCGGCGCCCCGGAGGAGGCGGGAGGUGGGUGCCGGUAGCCCUGGCCGCGCUCCUGGCCCUGCGAGGUCUGGUGUGUCCUCUGGAGGUGUCAGUCAGUUCAGGGAGUAUCCAGGUUGCCCGAGGCCAGACAGCAGUAUUGCCCUGCACCUUCACCACUAACGCUGCUCUCACUAACCUUAAUGUCAUCUGGAUGGUCAUUCCUCUUUCUAAUGCCAACCAGCCUCAACAGGUCAUUCUCUACCAAGGGGGUCAGAUCUUUGGUGGCGCACCCCAGUUCUAUGGGCGAGUGGGGUUUGCUGUGACAAUGCCAACCACCAGUGCCUCCAUCUUCAUCAACAACACUCAGCUGUCGGAUACUGGCACAUACCAGUGUUUGGUCAACAACCUUCCCGACCGAGGUGUCAGGAAUAUUGGAGUCAUUGGACUUACUGUCUUGGUUCCUCCUUCUGCCCCGCUUUGCAGAAUCCAGGGGUCCCUGGAUGUGGGCAGCGAUAUCACACUGACCUGCAGCUCGGAAGAAGGCAUUCCUCGGCCAACAUACCUCUGGGAGAAACUGGACAAUGUUCCCAAGUUGCCUCCAACUGCCACACAAGACCAAGUCCAGGGCACUGUCACUCUCCGAAAUAUCAGCACUGUGUCCUCAGGUCUUUACCAAUGUGUGGCUUCAAAUGCCAUUGGAACCAGCACUUGCCUUCUGGACCUGCAAGUCAUUGCACCCCACCCCCGGAGUAUCGGCCUGAUCGCAGGAGCGGUAGCCACAGGCGCUGUUGUGCUUGUUGUUUGCAUUGUGUUGGUGGCCGUGGCACUGUUUUACUGGAAAAAUAAACACAAAGAAGAAGAGGAGGAGGAGAUUCCCAAUGAGAUAAGGGAGGACGACCUGCCGCCCAAAUGCUCCUCCGCCACAAAGACAUUCCACGCCGAUGCAUCCUCAUCGGAGAACGACACCCUCACCUCCUCCAACACCUACAACAGCCGCUACUGGAAUGAUCCCAAAGCCAACCACGCCACAGACUCCUUCACCCGCUUCAGCAACAGCAACGAUGCCCACCAGCCCCCCUUCUCCCGCUCGGGGAGCACGAGCACCCGCCCUGUCUAUGCCAAUGGCGGCCACCCGUCCCCGGCUCCCCCUAAGACGCUGGUGGUGACGGCCAGCACGGCGCCGUCCCCUCAGGAGGUGAUGCGGAGCAACGGCUCGGUCAGCAGGAAGCCGCGGCUGCCGCACACCCGCUCCUACGCCGUCAGCCAGGCCACGCUGGAGCGGAUCGGGGCUGUCCCUGUCAUGGUGCCCGCCCAGAGCCGGGCCGGCUCCCUCGUGUAGGGCCAUGUCAGCGGCCAAGAGCCAAGCAAGGGGCCUCUCGUACCUGGGGGGGUGAAGAGACCCUAUACUCCUUUCUGAAAGGCUGCGAGGCGGCGGAGGGGACACACACGCUUGCCUCUCCCCUCUGCCCUCCCCUCCUGAGGCUGCUGCCGGCCGGUGGGACAGCCCCGGCCGUGCCGUAUCCCCUCCCCGCGGCUGUCGGGGCUCCUCGCACCGGUGGACGCCGCAGAUGUGCCAAGGCUGGGGGAGCAGGGAGGUCGGGACAUGCUCCUCAGCCGCUGGGCCCCAGCCGGGACGUGCUGCACCCAGCCUUGGCCUUGGGAGGGACUUUUCGUUUGUUUCCUGUUGGUUUUGUUGGGGGUUGAUUUCAUCCAUUUGGGUCUUUCAGGGAGGUUCGGGGAGAUAUAUAUAGAUAUAUAUAUAUAUAUUAUUUUUUUUUCUGUUGUUGUUGCUGUUUUAUUUCCAAGAGGACGACAGCCUGCACCAGGGCAGGGAGGGGUGCUGAGGCAGGGUAUGCCUCAACGUGGUGGCCCCAGCCCCCUUCCCCCUGGCCCUGGCCCCUCUGUUGGAUGAGGAAGGGCGGUACGGCAGGGCCGGUUGCGAGGAGGCAGGGGCCAGGCUGGAGGGGAGAGGUGGGAUCACAGCCAUCAGCCCGGCCAAGGGGAUGGCCGCUUGAAGGUGCGGAGUGGGUAGCUCUUGUCUUUAUUUUUUUCAGUUCUUCCCUCACUCCAACAGGCACGCAAACACACACAGACGCACACAGACACAAACCCAGGUCCUCCUCAGACUAGGUGUUUUUUUAGGUGUUUUUCCUGCGCUAGCCUGGGGUGCUGCCAGAGCCCUGUUCGUGGCUGUGGAGGAUGCAGAUGUCUGAGCAUCCUUCCCCGAGACACUCCAUGCAGGGUGAUGGUGGAUCGUUGCUGCUGCUGCUGUAGGGCUCAUGGUUGGGGUUUUUUGGGUGUUGUUGGGUUUAUUCAGGAGGCAGAGAGGAUCAGGGUGGUGUGGCAGAACAGCGGGCAGGUCCAAAGGCAUCUACUGUCCCUGGGCUGCUCUUGUUCAGGACAAGUGGCUUCAAACCCCACAGCUUUGGUGUUUGCGUGGUGAGUUUUCCUUAUCGGGCUAUCCGAGUCCAGCCAGCAUGGCAGGGCACGUGUUGUGCUUGGGGCCCUCACACGGAGGCAUCACAGAUUUAAUUCCCGCUCUCCCACACGCACAGGCUUCCCAGACGCUGAGGUUGGCAGGAUUCAUUUUGAAACCCCAUUCUUCAGAAAGAGUGAAAGCAGGGGCUUAAUGGAGGGGGUAACCCUGUGGAAGCCCACAUGCUAUCUCCUCUCUGCCUCCCUUACUUCCGUCAGUAUCCCAGGGCUGGAUACUGGUGGCGUCUGCCAGUGGCUCUGCCAUCUCCUCGCAGCUAGGGAGGUGGUUGUGGCUGGCACCUAUCCUUUUUCUAUUGCAACUAAAUAGCCUUAAUCAAAGCUAAGAGUUGAAACCACUGAAGGAACUUGGUGCCAUUUGGAGAGCUGAACUGAGGGCUGGAACUUACCCUCCUAGAGAGCACUAGCUCAAAGGGGCUACACCUGGAUGGGUGUCUCUGCCCUCCUGCAUAACACCAACACUUGCACAUGUAAAGGCAGUGGUCAUCUUCAAAAGCACCAGAGUCCUUUCAGGUCUGCUCUUGGAAAAGCAAUGUGGGGAGUCACAGGUGACUUUCCAUAGCUCUCACGUUGGAAAAAGGGUCUGCUUAAGUCAACAGACUCUUCCUCAUCCCCAUUUUCCUUGUCCCAGCACAGCUUUACUUCCCUAGCAGUGCACAAACCUUGGGCCUUCUGCCUGAGUGGCACAUUUCAACUGCAAGCACAGACUCUGAGGAAGAGGAGGGGAGAGGUGAGGGCUGGGUUCCCACAUGGACACACUGGCUUUUUAGGAAGUUGGGGACUCCUAGGUAGCACUAGGUUUGAAGCUUGGCUGAGAUUUUGUGCCUUCUUUGCUUAAAAUAAAAUAGAAAAGAAAAAGGAAAAAAACAAACAAACAAACAAACAACCUCCCUUCCUUCACCCUCUGCACCACUCCAUCCAGAAUGGGUGCAAACCCCCACAGCGGUAUAGGGAAGUGGUUGCUCUGUGUGUGUGUGUGUACACACAUUUCACUGGAGGAGACCUCUUUCCUACCUGUCUGCUCACUUUGCUGCUGGGUGGUGGGAUUGAUGGGGGAAGAAGAAUGGCUUUAGAAAACCUAAUGUGGAAGGGCAAAAAAAAAAAAAAAAAAAGAACCCAAAC